Molecule: messenger RNA, 1104 nt
Organism: Acanthosepion pharaonis
Lineage: Eukaryota; Metazoa; Mollusca; Cephalopoda; Sepiida; Sepiidae
Source: the annotation of a GenBank genome assembly
AUGUUUGAUAUUACACCUUUAAUUCUCUCCUUGAGUUUUUCGGUGUCUCUAAGGUUUUCGCUAUACACGUGGUCCUUUCUCAUACCCUAUGACCAGAAGUCACAGGCCGUAAUUGGCCCACAUUCCUUUAAAACUCCAACGGUGACUGUAAAUGCUUACUUACAAAUACUGCAAGAGUUUGCCAUUGAUAACAUACUUCUACAAAUCAGACGAGCGGGUUAUUUCCAACAGGGUAGUGUACCGCCUUAUUUUGGCCCUGCUGUUCACGUUUGUCUCGAUCAAAUUUUCCCAAAUUGUUGGAUAGGUCGUGGUGGACCGUUGGCAGGGCCAACACACUCCCCUGAUAUGACACCCUCUGACUUCUGGUUACGAGAAUCCUAUUCUUUUUUUCUUUCUUUCUUUCUUUCUACUUACCAGCAUUUCUUUCAUUUUCUUUCUUUAUUCUUUCUUUUUUAUUACCUUCUUUAUUAUAACGAAUAUCUCCUUUCUUUCUCUCUACCCGUAAUCCAUUUCUUUCAUUUUCUUUCUUUCUUUCUUUCUUUCUUUCUUUCUUUCUUUCUUUCUUUCUUUCUUUCUUUCUUUCUUUCUUUCUUAUUACCAACAAAUCCCUUAUUCAUUCUUUCUUUCAUUCACCAUCGUAUUUAUUUUAUUCUUUCUUUCUUUCUUUCUUUCUUAUUAUUAGUUUCUCCUUUUUCUUUCUUUCUUUCUUUCUUUUUUUCUUUCUUUCUUAUUAGAAAUUUAAAAAACAAAAAAAAAAGAAAUCCAGCUACCACCACCAAUGCAAACAGUUCAAUGACUCCAUUUGCCUUUUUUUCUUUUGUCGCCUCCAUAUUUUUUGCCGCCUCCAUAUUUUUUGCCGCCUCCAUAUUUUUUGCCGCCUCCAUAUUUUUUGCUCCAUGUUCGUAUUUCAUAUCUAUCUAUCUAUCUAUCUAUCUAUCUAUCUAUCUAUCUAUUAAAAUGUUUCAUCUCUUGAUCUAUAUAUCUAAUUUAUUUUUUAUCAAUCUACCUAUCUAUUAUAAUACUUUAUCUAUCGCUCCGUCUAUGUAUGUAAUUUAUUUUCUAUCUAUCUAUCUAUCUAUCUAUCUAUCUAUCUAUCUGUUAUAA